CACACACACACACACGCACUGUCACACACACUCUCACACGCUUACACUCUCGGUCUCAGGACCUCCUUGGCAGCCUCUGAAUUCAGGAAACAGGACACAAGGGUGGAUUCACACCGGUCUGAAGCAUGAAGACCUGUUUGAUGCUCCUGUGUCUUUUGGCGUCUGCAUUGUCUGCAUCUGUAAGGAACAAACCUCACGCCAAAGACCAGAACUCUUCUAAGCUCCUGCAGACCCUCCAGAUGACGGACGAUCCCCAGGCUCAGACCCCGAGCGACCAAGACUUAUUACCCACGUCCAUCACUUUUGAAGCAAGCAGCCUCGAGCAGGAGGAUGAGGAUGUGAGCUACAGCCCGGAGAGGGGCGGUGAUGAGGGUGGUACUCCGGUCCUGCUGAGUGAGGCGGUGCUGGCACGUCUGCUGGGGGCCAAGGAGGAGGCCACGGAAGAAGAGACCAGCACUGGGCACCUAAUCCCCACAAAUAUGGACUAUGCUGUGGACAGUGAUGGGGACGGCAAUGGGGAAAGUGACCGGGACAGCAGUGGAUCGAACACUUCGGAGCCCAAGGAUGAUGCUCAGGACUCUGACUUGAUCCCUGAGAUGGUGGACUAUGACCCCCAGGAGGAGGCUGACAUAAGCUCUGAGAGGUUCGAGGAUGGUGUAGGCCAGAUCCGUCUGGUGAGCAGGGACCCCACGGAGGGGAGGGUGAGGAAGGAUCCCCGCCCUGUGGACAGGCGCCCAGAGGGCCCCGUGGAACAGGAGGCCGCAGAGGACCCAUGUGAGGGUUUCCCAUGCAAACGUGGGAAAACAUGCCGAGUGAAUGAGGAGAACCAGCCUGAGUGUGUCUGCCAGGAUCCCAUUUCGUGUGCCCCGAGCAUGACUGAGUUUCAACAUGUCUGUGGGACAGACAACAAGACCUAUGACAGCGCCUGCCAACUCUUUGCUACCAAGUGUGGCCUGGAGGGCAGCAAGCAAGGACGCCGGCUCCACCUCGACUAUACCGGCCCCUGUAAACUCAUCACACCAUGCCAAGAUGGUGAGCUGCAGCAGUUUCCCUUACGCAUGAGGGACUGGCUGAAGAAUGUGCUGCUGCAGCGGUACGAGCUCGACAGCAAGGCCCCAGGGCUCCUCACGCUAAAGCAACGACUGCGGGUUCAGAAGAUCUAUGAGAGUGAGAGACGUCUCCAUGCGGGUGACCACCCCAUCGAGACGUUGGCAAGGGACUUUGAGAAGAACUACCACAUGUACAUUUACCCUGUGCACUGGCAGUUUGCCCAGAUGGACCAACAUCCUGCUGACAGGUACCUAACCCACUCCGAACUGGCCCCACUCAGGGCACCUUUGGUCCCCAUGGAGCACUGCACCUCUCGAUUCUUCCAGGAGUGUGACGGUGACAAGGACAAUCACGUGUCCUUCAGGGAAUGGGGUCAGUGCUUUGGCAUCAAAAAGGAUGACAUGGAUGUGAAUUUGCUGUUCUAAACUCACACCACCAUCUUAUACGUGACUUUUUUCUGCACUGGAGACA
Scleropages formosus (Asian bonytongue) is the source of this 1521-nucleotide messenger RNA. RefSeq names its product SPARC-like 1 (gene sparcl1). Gene Ontology annotation, molecular function: extracellular matrix binding; protein binding; collagen binding. The transcript is spliced from 11 exons. Bases 126 to 1475 code for a protein of 449 amino acids. Gene Ontology annotation, biological process: anatomical structure development. The record is from RefSeq and is a predicted model, not a curated record. Lineage: Eukaryota; Metazoa; Chordata; Actinopteri; Osteoglossiformes; Osteoglossidae.